Molecule: messenger RNA, 2382 nt
Organism: Closterium sp. Yama58-4
Lineage: Eukaryota; Viridiplantae; Streptophyta; Zygnematophyceae; Desmidiales; Closteriaceae
Source: the annotation of a GenBank genome assembly
AUGACGCUUUCCGCCCCCGCGGUCUCCGCGCCGGCGCUCCUCCGCACGCUGGCGCUCGCGCCGAGAGUCACGGCGCUUUCUCUGGAGGCGAGCGCCGUCGAUUUCUACGACGACGAGUUCCUGUCUCGCCUGCUCUCCGCGCGCCCUCACCUCGCCCGCCUCAGCAUCGCCCCUCCCCGUUUCACCGGAACUUCCCACUUUCGAAUCGGCACGAAAUCUUUCGAGAAUUUCUUCCGCGUCGCGUCGUCGCGCCUGCAAGAGCUCUCGCUGCGCGAGUGUCUCGGCCACACGACGAAGCUCCCUGCUUCAGUCGCGUCGCUGUCGUCGCUGCGCGUGUUCCGCCUGUGCUCCAAGGUUCUCCGCUCGCUGCCCGACGAGGUGUGCCAGCUGUCUGCCUUGCAAGAACUUUACCUGAGCUGCCCGUUGCUGCAGCAGCUGCCCGAAAAUUUCGGCCAGCUAACGAGGCUGGAGCACCUGUCGUUCACGGACUGCAAGGUAUUGCGGCGUCUGCCGGAAUCUUUCGGCGAUCUCGCCUCGCUCACCUCUCUCCACGUCGACGGCUCGUGGCAGGUCGAUCGCUUCCCGCCUCGCGUCGGCGCGCUGCAGCAGAUGCGGCGACUGGAGCUGCGAAACUUCACUGGCGCGUCGUUACCAGACGCAUGCAAGAAAUGGGCGAACCUCGAACAAGUCACUCUGGAUUCGUGCGCCAUGCGCACUUUCCAGCUCGCGUCCGUACACUCGCUCACGCACCUCACCAUCAGCGUCUGCUGGAAGCUCCAAUCGCUCCCACCCAUCCUGCCCCAGGCGUCCGCGUUGCGCCAACUAACGCUCAACCGUCUCAUGUUUGAUGUACCCCUCGAGCCGCUAAGCCAGCUGGUAUCUCUGGAGCGCCUCGAGGUCUCUGCCGUCUACCAUUCAGUGCGCUUUCCCGAGGCGCUCUUUGCGCUGCCGUCGCUGGCGUAUGUGAAGGUGGGGUCCGUCAUGAGGCUGGACCGUCGUCACGAUGUGACAGAGACGGGGAACGCGAGGCAGGUGGCAGAGCUCCUGGGAUACCAUCUCAGCAUCUGCGUGGGCAGCGUGGGGUACGAGAGGCUCUUCGCCCGUCUGUGCUCGCUGCUCUCCCUCACGCACCUCCACAUCGAGUGCCUCUCCUCCGCAACACUCCCCUCCGACCUGGGUCAUCUCACCAACCUGCGCUCGCUCUCCCUCUGCGGCUGGCUCUGCCUGCCGAACUCCCUCUCCCCCCUCGCCCCAUGCCUGCAAUCCCUGAAACUGCACUACACCGGCAACAACGCCGCCUUCCCCCGAGUGCCCCCGUCCUUUCUCACGGUCCUCACCUCUCUCACAGACCUCCGCCUCCGCAACAUACACCUUCCCUCCCCCCCGCCUGCCUUUGCGCGCCUGCGCGCCCUCCGCACGCUGUGCAUAGAUUUCGACUGGGGCCUCCCCACCCACGUGGCCCUUCCAGAAGAUCUGGGCCAGCUGGCAGCCUUGGAGUGGCUGGAGCUGAGAGGCUUCUGCAUAAAAGACGGGCUCCCGCUGUCCUUCUGUGAUCUGACCUCCCUGCGCCGCCUGUUUAUCGAUAGCAAAACCCUAAAGCACCUGCCCGAGGCGAUUUCUCAGCUGUCGAGCCUGGAAGAGCUCACUCUUGACUCGUCCUACGAGCUGGAAUCCCUACCCCCGGGGUUGGGCCGCCUGGGAGUGCUGAAGAAGCUGAGUGUUCGCGGGGGGUCCAAGGAUUAUCUGCCCGACACUCUGGCCAGCUUAUCCUUGCUUGAGGAGGUCUCAUUGACUCAUUGUUCCCACAGUUUCAGCCUGCCUCCCUCCUUCUGCCUCCUCCCUCGUCUGCUCACACUUACUCUUACCAACUGCAAGAAGUUCCACCAUCUGCCUGACUCGUUCUCCAAACUUCCCUCUCUGACCCUCCUCACCAUCUCGGACUGCCCGGAAUUCUCCUGCCUUCCUGAAACAUUUGGCUUCCUGCCCCGCCUAACCCGCCUCACAAUUGUCGAAUGUGACUCAUUCACGCACCUUCCUGGCUCCUUCUCCUCGCUGCCUGCGCUCCGAGUUGCCUGCUUCAGCCUCUGCAAGCAGCUGCACUCCCUCCCGCCCACCCUAGGCAUGCUGCCGCGCUUGGAAGUGCUGCAGUUGAGGGAGUGUGAGGCGCUCAAGUCGCUACUGGAGUCGCUCAGGCAGGCGAGGGCGCUGAGGCACGUGGAUGUGUAUGGCAGUGGGGUGUCGGAGAAAGGGGUGGAGGCGGUGGGCCUUUGUGGGAAACAAGUGCAUGUUGUGUGGGGGAGGAUGGGAAAGGCUGAGAAUGUGGGGACGAAGGACAAGGGGAGGAAGGGGAGAGGAUGUGCGGAGAGGAAAAUGGAGGAAUGA